This is a messenger RNA of Phyllostomus discolor (pale spear-nosed bat), 1326 nucleotides long. RefSeq names its product cAMP responsive element modulator (gene CREM). Gene Ontology annotation, molecular function: DNA-binding transcription factor activity, RNA polymerase II-specific; RNA polymerase II cis-regulatory region sequence-specific DNA binding. The transcript has 5 exons. The coding region runs from base 246 to 782 and encodes 178 amino acids. Gene Ontology annotation, biological process: regulation of transcription by RNA polymerase II. Gene Ontology annotation, cellular component: nucleus; ATF4-CREB1 transcription factor complex. Lineage: Eukaryota; Metazoa; Chordata; Mammalia; Chiroptera; Phyllostomidae. The record is from RefSeq and is a predicted model, not a curated record.
GAAAAAAAUCAUAUCUUUUAUGAUGCAUUUCAGAAACUCUUGUAUUAUAGGUAGCAACAAUUGCAGAGACAGAUGAGUCUGCAGAAUCAGAAGGUGUAAUUGAUUCUCAUAAACAUAGAGAAAUCCUCUCACGAAGACCCUCCUAUCGAAAAAUACUGAAUGAACUUUCCUCUGAUGUGCCUGGUGCUCCCAAGAUUGAAGAAGAAAAAUCAGGGGAAGGAGGAACACCACCUCACAUCGCUACCAUGGCAGUACCGGCUAGCAUAUAUCAGACUAGCACGGGGCAAUACAUUGCUAUAGCUCAAGGUGGAACAAUCCAGAUUUCUAAACCAGGAUCUGAUGUUGUUCAGGGACUGCAGGCAUUAACAGUGACAAAUUCAGGAGCUCCUCCACCAGGUGCUACAAUUGUGCAGUACGCAGCGCAGGCAGCUGACGGCACACAGCAGUUCUUUGUCCCAGGCAGCCAGGUGGUUGUCCAAGCUGCCACUGGUGACAUGCCAACUUAUCAGAUCCGAGCUCCUCCGACUUCUUUGCCUCAGGGAGUGGUGGUGGCUGCCUCCCCAGGAAGUUUGCACAGCCCCCAGCAACUUGCAGAAGAAGCCACACGCAAACGAGAGCUGAGGUUGAUGAAAAACAGGGAAGCUGCUAAAGAAUGUCGACGUCGAAAGAAAGAAUAUGUAAAAUGUCUGGAGAGUCGAGUUGCAGUGCUGGAAGUUCAGAACAAGAGGCUUAUAGAGGAACUUGAAACCUUGAAAGAUAUUUGCUCUCCUAAAACAGAUUAGUAUAGUACUUUACUAUGAACUGAUUACAUGUACAGUUGCUUUCAAAGGCAAUACAAUAUGUAGUUGGCAAGAAUUAUGGCUUUUUUCUUUGUAUCAUUCAUCGUAUUCUCUAAUCUCUAACAUUUCUAAAAUGCUUCAUUGUAUGUAGUUAAAAAGAGACUAACUAUAAAAGAUGUAAUUAGCAAAUUCUUAAAAUGCAGUAUUUGUAAGACUUUUUCCAGUGCCACAUAUUUGCAGUUCCCAAUCUCUGUGUCCUGGGAAUAGUGUGCUAUGCAAUAAAAUUUUCUGCAGGUCUUUUAAAAGUCAUUUUAGGAAAGGAUGAUCAAAGAUAAUGCAUCCAGCAGUACAAUAAAACUAUGCCACAAAAAAAUACCUCAGGAGAGAACUGAAAGAAUCUAAUAACAUGCCUAUAUGAAAAAAUAUCCUAUAAUGAAUUUAUGGCAUUUGCAUAUUUUUACAUUAGUGCUUUGUAAAGAAAACAUUGUACUGCUGUCCUUGAAUGCCAUAGUCAGAGAGGAUUUUUAAUAGAACCAUGUUGGUUAAA